Messenger RNA from Melanotaenia boesemani (Boeseman's rainbowfish), 2533 nucleotides. RefSeq lists its product as uncharacterized. The transcript has 15 exons. Bases 93 to 2096 code for a protein of 667 amino acids. Gene Ontology annotation, molecular function: ubiquitin-protein transferase activity. NCBI's taxonomy places the organism in Eukaryota, Metazoa, Chordata, Actinopteri, Atheriniformes, Melanotaeniidae. The record is from RefSeq and is a predicted model, not a curated record.
AUGAACACAUUAACACAAAUACACCACAGCGUCAGGAUCAUGGUGCGGUGGAGUCCGCGGCCAGAAACCUAGUAUCUCUGUUACUCAACACCAUGGCUUCAAAUGCUUCUCCAAGUUCAGCAGUGUUGGGACAGCAUGAGACCAGAAAUGUAACAGUACAGCAAGAAAUGUCACGAGCUUUUCCAGGAUAUUUCAAAUCAAACUUCAACCGUGGUAAAAAGAGGCUCUUACUUUCCACCAAGCAGCUUGCUAAAACAACUAGUAAGAUCGUCGCCCUGAAUUUUUAUCUGCUGCAAAAAAACACAUCCCAUACUCCAAUGCCAGCUGAGGAGCUUGAACUCCUUCAAGCUGGCAUGGGACGGCAAACGGUGUCCCUUCCAGAUGACGGUGACCAUGCAGAGAUCUCAAGACUACUGACAGAAACAUUUCCAAAAAUGGAAAAUCUUUGUGGAGGAUGGCUCUUACAUAAAGCAACCGGUGGCAGUGGUCGACGAAAACUGACAAUAAUUCCUCCAGAAGCAGAAGGAUAUUCUGUUAAAGCUCUGAAAGCUGUGUCAGCAGGUGGCAAAGCUACUUUUUACAUAGUGCCGCUGCAGGAGACAUUGGACAUAUCUCCUUUGCCUCCAGACUCACAACACUUCUCGAAGAUGCCAAAGAAGAUUUGUUACCAGUGCAAUGAAGUGAUGCCGCUGCAAAUGCUUGCUGUACACAUUAAGACAUGCAAAGGAAUGAGUUAUUCCGAUGAGACUGGUGAUGAAUGCUCUGAGUUACAAAGUGUGGAGAUCAGGGACAAGGUGGUUUGUCCAAUUUGCACAAAAGAAUUUCCAGAUAAUGAGAUCAUAGUUCAUGCUGAUCUUUGUGGAGAGAGUUUUGAAAAUGCUGGGUCUGCAGCAAAUGAAAACAAUCCAUCCCCAUUUGAUGAAACUCUAGCAUGCCCAACCAAAAGCAUAGAAGAUGUAUUAUGCGCCCUUGAACAACAAGUUGACACCACAACAGAAUUUAAACUUUGUGUGGACAGGGAAGGCCUUCCAGACAGAGGUAUUCUCCAGUGGCAGAGAAAAAAAAAUGCAUCUCCUGCUAGUGUCUUAAAAGUGGUGUUCAUUGGUGAGGCGGGCAUUGAUACAGGUGCACUUAAGAAGGAGUUUUUGACUGAUAUGAUUUCAGGUAUUGAACGCAGAUUCUUUGAGGGACCUGGGAACCAAGGUAAAAACCCCAGGUACUCUCUAUCAGACCUUGACAAUGAAAAUUUCAGAACUAUCGGUGAAAUCAUGUCUGUCAGUCUUGCUCAAGGUGGUCCGGCUCCAGCUUUUUUUAAAGAGUGGGGUUACAAUUUCCUCUGCACUGGGGAAGUGGAUUUUAGCUCUCUUUCAACAGACGAUGUGGCAGAUCACGAAUCUUCCACACUCAUGAGCAGGGUUGAAAAUGCAGCAGAUACACAGACUCUGCUUCUGUGGGCUGAUGAAAUUAUAAGCUGUGGAUAUACCAGCAAGAUCACACAUGAUAGAAAAGAAAGCAUCAUUCGGGCUAUUGUCCUCCACUCCACAACGAGACUGAUUCCAAUGCUGCAACAACUGAGAAAGGGUAUGGAACUGUAUGGUCUCCUGAACUUGAUGUCUACAAACCGGGAAGCUUGCCAUGGUCUCUUUGUUCCUGGGAAGAUCAUCAAACCAGAUGCUGAUUUCAUGAUGAUGAACUGCAAGCCACAAUUCAGUGAGAAGGGAACAUCAAAGGAGAGGACAGAGAGGAAGAUCAUAAACUUUUUGCAAGAUUACUUGCAGGAGCUUGACAUCAGAGAUGGUGAAGGAGAAUCAGCAGGUGAGGAGGUGGAUUCCCUUAAAGUCCAUCAUGUGCUCCAGUGGAUGACGGGGCAGUCCCACAUUCCCAUACUGCCAGAUGAAAAGAGACAUUUCAAAAUAACAUGUAACUUUGACCAUCAAUGCCAACAGCGACUUGGAGAUCACAUCAUCUGUUACCCAGUUGUGAGUGCAUGCACUCAUACUGUCACUUUUCCAGUACAACAUUUAAACACGUAUGAUGACUUUAGAAAACUCAUGAGUGAAGCAGUUAGAUAUGGUGGAGGAUUCCACAGAGUUUAGUUACAAACAAGGUUUUGAUGAAAAAUUAAUUAAGGCUUUUCCUAAACAGCUGCUGUUGGAAUAUGUUCAAAGCUGUUUUAAAAAGACAAAAGAAAAGAGUUAUUUGUUAGCACUUUAUUUUACAUUUUUUUCAGCACUUUGAAGUGUCCUUACUUUAUUCUCUUGAGUGUAUCAAGUGAAAAAAAUAUUAAUUUUGACCCCCAUCUUGGUUGGGAUUUUAGUUUAAACUGUAUUAAUAAUCAAACUGCCCAAAGGAAAAAAAAAACAGUUUUGAUGUAUUUUAGGUUUCAUAUUGAUUGCACCUGUUUCAGAAGUGUACAAGUUUGUUUUUAUUCCUUUGUAGUACCUGUAAAAAUACAAACUAUCGUGUUGAUGUUUCCAUUGGCAACGUCACAACAGUUGUUCCUGUUAGUAGAACAUCCUACUGAAACCUAACA